GAAACACAAGGUGUGAAGAGUUCGCACCUAGAGGAGGAAUCCUUGUGGCUUUAAAUGUCCCCGUAUUGUUCGGAUGCCUGAGCUGUAAAACAAAUGCUCCUCAGUCCCUGGUGGUCUGGAGCUGCGAGGGACGCACUGUGCCAAACAUCCUGGAAUAAGAACAUCACAGCUCCACUCUCCAAGUUGAGCCUCCGAGAAGCAGCGUGACUCAGGGCAGAGGAGACAUGGAUGUUCUCGUUAAGAGGAGAGCCUGACGCUCCUAUUCCCGCGACAUCAUCAUCCCACACUGCUGGAGCUCCACGGUGCGCGCUGCGAGCCUCAGUCCUGCACAGGAGCAGCUACAGGCGGCGCUGCCACAGGAGCCCGGGAGCCAGGCAGCAGCAGGAGGAGCAGCAGGAGGAGCAGCACCGGCAGCAGCAGCAGCUUCUCCCCGGGACGCACCGAGGGACAGAGGGGCGCUUUCUGUUUUUCGGAGGGGGUGCUCUGCCCCCGCCUCCCACCACCCUCCUCCCAGGCCAUGGCACCCACGGAUCGAUCGACGGGAGCGCGUUGAGGCUCGGAGUGAUGCAGUCUCUGUUUGGCGGCGGGGAGCUGGAGCUGCUGGGGGGAGGCGGCGACGCCGGGGGCCUGAAGGAGGAUGGCUGCGGCAGCGUGGUGUGGCGCUCCUCACCCCUGCACCCCGAAGACGUCUACUCGGCCUCCCACUUCGCCCUCAUCACGGCCUAUCAGGACAUCAAGACGAGGCUGGCCUGCCUGGAGCGGGAGAACACCAGCAUCAAGAGGAAGCUCAAGAUCUAUGAGAUCAAGUUCCCCAUGAUCAACGAGUUCGGGGAGGACACCAACUCGUACUGCUCGUUCGAGAGCAAGGAGACGGCGCUGCUGCACUCGGAGAACGGCAGCCUGCAGCAGAGAGUCAACGUCCUGACCCACGAGCUCCAGAAGAGGAAGGAGAGGGAGGAGCAGCUGGAGGACGUGAUCCAGGCCUACGAGAAGAUCCACAUGGAGAAGAGCAACCUCCAGAGGGACCUGGACAAGAUGACGAGCCUGGUGGAGAAGCACGUGGAGCGAAUCCUCAACCUGGAGUCGGUUCUGAGGCAGAGAGAGAACUCGCUGCAGAAGAUCAACAUGCAGCUGCACAGCAAAGACAUGCAGUACCUGCAGCUGCACGCCGGCCCAGACGCACACUUGCUGGACUGUCCCGCCCUGACCCUCCAGAGCUCCCGCAGCCUGGACGCCCUGUCCGACCUGAAGCUGCAGCGGCUGGAGGCCGAGCUGGAGGGGGCGCGGCACGAGGCCCAGGGGGCUUGUCAGCGGGAAGAUGAGCUGAAGGCCGAGUGCGAGCGGCUGAAGGAGGAGAUGAGACAGCUGCAGAACAGCCAGAGGGAGAGGGAAAGGACUUCGCCCUGCAAGCAGUGUGAUGUGGAGUGGAUAAAGAAGGUGGGAGACGAGCAGGUGAAUCUGGCUCUGGCCUACACAGAGCUAACGGAGGAGCUGGGACGCCUCCAGGCUCUGAGCUGCAAGCAGACGGAGAUCCUGAGGAAGGCUUCGCAGGAGCAGGCGAGUCCAGUUCAGCGCCACUCUCCCAUCCACCACCAGCGCCACUCGCCAGUUUCCCAGCGCCACUCGCCCAUCUCACAGCGCCAUUCUCCGGUCCCGCCUCCGCCGCACCACUCCCCGAUCCAACAGAGACGCUCCCCGGUGCUGCAGCGCCUCUCACCGGACAUGCACCGCCGCUCACCCCUGCUGGACGUCAACAACGGGCCGGCCUCUUACUCCUGCCGGCCCCCCAGCCACCACCUGAGGGCCAGCUUCCAGGGCCGGAGAAGUUACUCCGAGGUCGCCGACCCCUCGGCCUACCAGUGCCCGCCCCGCUUCACUCUGGACCCCGUCUCCACCCUGCCCAAGCCCCGGCCUUACGGCGAUUACCCAAAACAAAAGCCCCAGCAUGUGGGCUCUCCUCACGGAGGACUGCAGCACAGGGGCUCCCCGUCCCCCCAUCAAGGGGGUCCCGGAGGAGACGGGGGCCACGGGGAGAGCUCCAUGCGCCACUCCAGAGAGAUGCCAUUCCCUCUGUCUGAGGUGGGCCACCUUCAUUUUGAGCCCCCUCCUCCUUCCACGCCGGCCCCUCAGCCCACGCAGUCCUCUGAGGACGAGGAGGAGUGGACCUGCCCACAUCCCAUCAGCCCACCACGGACACUGGGGGUGCUCUCUGCGGCGGUGCCCAGCGGCGCCAUGAGAGGCCCGGCGUCCUGCUCGGGCUUCCCCAUCCCUCAGAGGCCGAACACCCUCAGCUGCCACCCUCAGUCGGGGUACAUGUCGGCCGAGCACGCUCAGUCCUGGCCUUCCAUCAACCUCUGGAUGGAGACCGAGGAGAGGCGAAUGCGGAGCUGCCCUCUCUGCCAGCUGAUAUUCCCUGUCGGUUACCCUGACGAUGCCCUCAUCAAGCACAUCGACUCCCACCUGGAGAACAGCAAGAUCUGAUUGCCAUGGCAACCAGCUAGCGCGCACACACACACACACACACAGACACACACACACACACACACACACACACAUCUGCGCUCUCCUCUUAUAGAUUAUGUAAGAGAUCAGCAGACGUGGACAAAUGGAAACUCCUCCUCAGGCGAUCCAUUUAGAAUCAGCUGUGUGCGGUCUUCUGUGGGUGGGGAUGCAAAAUGGCACAGGGGUCCAUUUUUUUUUUUUUUAUUUUAACCACGGGUCUGUCUUGGAUUUGCCAACAAGCAGAGCCCUCUACCGAUCGCCCUUGACAACGCUCUGCCUGUAAAAUCCCCGGCUCCGGCUGCUGCUGUUCUGUUUUGAGUCUCGUCCUGUGGUUUUUCAGACAGUUUCAGGUAUCGUGUCGUUUUUUCCGCAUCACAGAUCAGGAGCUCUGCAUGUCAAAGAGUCAGCUUCAGUGUUCCAGAGAAAAAUGAUCAGGGCGACCUUUUUAAAUUUUGACUAUUGUUACCUUCAGCUUUAAAUACUGUUCACCGGCAUUUUUCUAUCUCACUCACGUGCUCAAGGAUAUUUUGCAGAGGAUUUCGGGGCCAAGCGGCGUACUCUGGUCGCCGCUGGUUUAUUUCACGGAUAUUCAGGUACUUACGGGGCGUUGACGGGGGCAGAGAGGUUCAGCUUUAAGUUAUGAGGGAAUGACACUGACCGAUUGUCCGAUUCAGAAGUAUAAAACAUUCCAGUUUCCCCACUUCAUCCCCCUGACAAGCCGGAGAACAUGAAUGUGAGCGUACGGUCGGAUCAGCCUGACGGUGGUCGCACCCUCGCUGAGGUUGGACGAUGCCCUGCAGGGCGGGGCACCGACGUCGACGCGUCUCCUCAACGAGCCGAGGGGGAAACGUUAGUCAGAAUUUACCUUUAUGCUUGCAGCCUGGUCAAAACUCUACGUAUCUUAGCACUUUAAGUUAGCAUAGCCUAUAAAAUGUACACGUUUUCCAGUCCCCCAUACAUGUAUAUUUUCCAUGUUUAAUUUACUCUUUAUAUAUUGUUUAUCUGUAAGGCAAAAAAAAAAAUAUGAAGAUAUAUUUUUGCAAAUGUCGCUGCACCACAUGUCCCAUGUGCUCGCACACUGGUGUACAGGAACUCGAGGGUUGGUAGGUAAAAUCCCAGCGCACGGGAUAUGUCCCUGUACAAAGACUUUGAAACACCAACUGGGAUUCUCCUCGGUCUUCCUAGAGAUCGGAACUUCAAAGACUGUUUGAUGUCACGGCCGCCCAGACCACCCACCAAAAAAAAAAAUGAAAUCAACGACUUCUGAAUUUCUGAUCUUUGUAGUGAACUGUAUUUCUAUCUGAUAACAGGCCGUCACCUCCAAUCAGCAGCGGUUGAUCUCUGCAGGGUUCAAGCAAAGGCGAUGCUCUUCUUUUUGAUACGUGGGUUUGAGUUUUAUCACGAGUGGAAUCUUGUCUUGAGAUCUGCUUGUGGAACUUGAACUUCUUUUUUGACAGAAAAAAACCAACACACACACACACACACGAAGUUACACUGAUGUCAGCUUAUCUGAGGUUUUCGGUUACAUGUGCAGUUUCUAAUGUAGGGGAUGUCCCCACACACCCACCCAUGCAUUUACGCUGGUUUGAUGCUGAAGAGGUGAGAUGUGGUUAGUUCAGAACAAAACAGGAUGAUGCAGGACAUAGGUUUCAAGUCUUUGCAUCAGUCAACUUCAGAAAACACUGAAUCCCAACCAGGUCUGGAGGGUUUGUUUCAGGCUUCAACUUUCAUAAGAAGGUUUUAAAAAAAAGGUUUUCCUGUGAAGAUCAAAGGAUAAUUCCAGUUUGUUAUCAACCUGUUUCAGUGGGUUUGGACACUGAUUCGCUCAUUGACACAUUAUUGUGCAAUCUGGCAACGCAGCAACAUCUCAAACAGGUGAUUUGCUCUGACUGGCAAGCUAACCGCUAACACAACACAACAGAUUCCCUCCGUUUUCUUCACACUGCUCAGUUUAUUCCUCCCUGGCCUUUCAUUCAUUCUAUAAAUAGUUAUAAACUUAAGCUAGCUCAUUAGCUUAGGGACAACACAUCUGCAACCGCUCCUAUUUUGUAUAGAUUUGUAUUUGGACUUUUGAGUUUGGUCUGUUGUUUGCAUCUGAAGACUCGAGGCGGCACUCAGCACCUCUGCAAAUCAAUUUCCUGGAGGAAACUCUCUACAGAAAUUCUUGAGAAAAAUGGUGAGGUUCAGGAAGUCUCCCCUCUGUAGUCGAUUUGCUUUCCUCUCACAUUUCCUUCCCCGUCAAUCAUCCUCACGAUUCUUCACGAUGAUUUUGAGCUGGUUGAACUUUUUUGCCGUUUCUUUCCCCCGUCAGAAAAAGAGAUAAACUGGAAUUAUCCUUUUUAAAAAACUACAGACUGAGGUGUACAAUAAAAACUUUAAGGAGACACUUGACCAUUAAAUCCAAGAGGGCUUUAAUGACUCCCAGUUGUUCUAUUCUGUAUGUAUGUUCCUAUAUCACUCUGUAAAAAAUAUUUAAAGCUGUGUACAGACAGAUAUUUUGAAAGUGUGUAAGACUAAUGUACUCUUUUAUCCAACAACUUCAAAUUGGAGUGUCUGUAAAUCAAUAUAUAUAUAAUCCUGUCCACCAACAAACUAAAUAUAAGUUAUACUAAAUAUAUUACUACCCUGAACCUUUGCUCUCUUACUCACAGUGUAGUGUUAUGUCCUUUAGUCCACUAAUAUCCAACUGUAGUCACUUUCGAGCUGAGGGACGACAGCGCGGCCACAAACACGCUGGAUUCAAGAGAAAAUGACGGAUGAUUGAAGGAGUCAGUCAUUACGAAGACAAAUUAAAGGAGACACACGAUGUUGUCUUCGGGGUUUCUUCCCCCUAAUCGAGUUUUUCUUUUUUGUGAAUGUAACAGUUAAAAAGCCAAAACUCUGCGGUAAAUCACUGAAGCUCCUGAAACUCCUCGUCAGUCAUACAGCUCAGACUUCUGGGGAAUGAUGAUGUCAUAACAACUCCAGAACUACAGCUAGUUGUGCAUUUUGCAAAAAGUACAACCCCCAAAUAAACAAAGCCACGUAAAGCAAGUGUUUGAGACAGAGGCUGAAAAGAGGAGCUGCAGUAGAGGACAGUCUGAGGAAAGUGAUGUUUUCUGAACAUUCAAGCAUGAAAACCUUUUCAAGUGAUAACACUAAUAUAAAUAUGAUGAACCUGUAUAUGAGCAGAAUGUCUGAAAUAUCAUACGGCAGCAAGAGAAAGAAAGAAGCACAAUGAUCCAGAUGUGAGGGAAGUAGUUGUCUCUUCACCGACGAUGUAAAGUUGCAUCAGAAAACUUUAAUGAAUUUGGAAACUUUAAUUUACAGGUAAUAUAGUUGAACUUCAAGUUAAACAGCAGCUGAAUUACUUUUUUGUCCAUAGAGGAAAUGUGCAGCAGCAGUACCCCCAAUCUGAGGACCUGAACUGGCUCAUGGCCAAAGACAACAAGUUAUUUCCUGUAUUUUGAACAGCAGAGAACGUGGCUGGUGGGUUUGUUGCUCGUGUCGCGUGUGGAGAGAUGCGUUGUGGUUAACGUUGGCCGGCAGCAGCGAUGCAGAGUGAUCACGCCUCAGGCCGAGCUCAUAAACACACAUGUUUACACAAACUGCGCUGAGGUCCAUCACAUCAAGCUUACAACCAAUUUGCAAGAAGUAGAAAGGCAACAAAAAAUAAAAAAUCUGCGCUCAUUUCGUCUGUUUUUCUUCUUGUGUCCUAACAGAGAACUCACUCAGUUUACUGAACACAAAGACUUUACAUUUAAAUUUAAUAUUUCUUCAUCGUGAAAUUUCACUCAAAUUUUCUCUCAGAUUUACUCAGGAGACAAACGCAUAGGUACAAGAAAAAGAUGUGUAAGAAAAGAUCUAAUUCUCUUCAUUGUGGUUCAGCUGCUCUCUCCUGUGAGGGAGGUUUUCAUCUUCUCGACACGAAGCCUAAACGAACCUCGGCACUAGUGAACUCUCCACCACACGAUUCUGCAACACCGGUGGCGUUCUGUGUGAUAAAAGAAAAACAAACAACGGAGAUGUAUAAAGAGUCACUUUUACUUUCUUUCUCUGUAAAUAUUCUGUCAAAUAAAACUGCAACUUGCACAGA
Messenger RNA from Hippoglossus stenolepis (Pacific halibut), 6577 nucleotides. It is a transcript of the gene tbkbp1, whose product is annotated as TBK1 binding protein 1. Gene Ontology annotation, biological process: canonical NF-kappaB signal transduction. Lineage: Eukaryota; Metazoa; Chordata; Actinopteri; Pleuronectiformes; Pleuronectidae. The record is from RefSeq and is a predicted model, not a curated record. Gene Ontology annotation, cellular component: cytoplasm.